AUGGGUUAAGAGAAAUUAGCUGCAUUGUUGUUAUAUAGAUAAUUAUUCAAAUCUUUAGGAAACCAAAUGUCAAGAGAUUAAUUGAAGAAAUAUUAUUAAUAUACUGUUUAAGCAAGAAUUUUAGGGGAAAAUCAAUUAAUUUUGAAAAAUUUAGAAAUUUAUUUGAAAGCAAUCAAAACUCAAAAUUAAAUAAUGAAUGAUGAAAAUAUAGGAUAACCAAAAGAUUACAAAGCAAAUCUAUAAAGAGUAGCUAGCUAUGUUGGAUUAAGAAUGCCUGAAACCUAUUAAAAAUAAGAGUGA
Molecule: messenger RNA, 300 nt
Organism: Paramecium pentaurelia
Lineage: Eukaryota; Ciliophora; Oligohymenophorea; Peniculida; Parameciidae
Source: the annotation of a GenBank genome assembly